GAGCUAUACUAGAUGUUCUGACUAUCUGAUUCCAAUUUAGUGACAGAAUAAACCCUUUGAAAUGUUCGGUGUUAGUAUAAAUCUUAACCUCAACAGUGAGUCUUUGUGAAUACGUCGAACUAUUUUCUAUCGCCUUGUGCGACUUCUACUGUCGAAGUUCAAUAUAUUUGUUAUAUAUGAUUCAACGCGAGUAUCAAAUGAACAACGGGUUUAGUACAGGGGAAGAAGAUUCAAGAGGUAAUUCUGAUCAAAUAUGUUGCCUUGUGGAUGAUGGCGAUCGCUGCAGGCGACCAGCAAGUAAUGCCGCGUAUAGUAAACGUAUACAGAAGACUGUGAUGCAACGAAAACUUAAACUCAACAUAGACCCUCAGGCAAGGCAUACUUAUAUUUGUGAUUACCACAAAAAUAUGAUUCAGUGCGCGAGAACAAAGCAGAGACGACCGAAGGAUUCUGAAGAUGAUAGCAAUGAGGCUGAAAUGGAUUCACCGGAAGUAGAUUGGUUCCAAUUGCAAGUCCCUACUCUAAGACGUUACAAGAGACAUUAUAAAGUUCCAACAAGGCAUGGACUGAAUAAAGCUCAACUAGCAGAUGCUAUUCAAAAACACUUCAAAACUUUACCAGUAAAUGAGAAGGAAAUUAUGACAUAUUUUAUAUAUAUGGUUAAAACUAAUGGAAACAAGUUGGACCAGAAAAAUGGAAUGAACUCUGAUUCAGUGUAAAUUUUAAGAAUUUGUAUGUGAC
This is a messenger RNA of Chilo suppressalis (striped riceborer), 741 nucleotides long. NCBI's taxonomy places the organism in Eukaryota, Metazoa, Arthropoda, Insecta, Lepidoptera, Crambidae. The record is from the annotation of a GenBank genome assembly.